Molecule: messenger RNA, 592 nt
Organism: Parathielavia appendiculata
Lineage: Eukaryota; Fungi; Ascomycota; Sordariomycetes; Sordariales; Chaetomiaceae
Exons: 1
Coding region: 91-534 (147 amino acids)
Source: RefSeq, a predicted model, not a curated record
CGUAGACUAGCUGAGACCCAUCUUGAGGCCCUGGCCGACGAACCUCUGCAUUCCUCUCGCAUCAAGGAGCAGCUGAAUCGGAGAUAUAUCAUGUAUAGGUUGCACUUGGAUCAUCGUGACGCGGCCUCCACCACAUACACAUCCACCUUCAACCCAAGAACCUCCGACUUUGAGAAGAUUGAACAGCGACGGAUCUCCAUGAUUUCUACCUUGCCAUCUACCAUAUGCAACACCCCCUUUCUCCAAUCCAUGAACCAGAAGGAAGGGAUGACAACGCCGACCACCAACCACACGCAAUCCAGCAGCAGCAAAACACAACAUGCAAGAACGACAAAGACAACGGCAAUAUAUUCCUACAUGACCCCUCAAAGCCCCACGUCCACAUUGCACCUUUCCCUUUCCCCUCCAACGGCCGUGUUGCCAAGCCUAGACACAAGCCUGCCCACCAAGCCAGAUCAGCCCAGCCUGCCUUCUUCCCCUUUACCCAGCCAAGUUGCCCGGCCAACCCAAGCGGAACCGACUGGCGUGCUAUAGAAGCGCUACCUCAUGCCCGCCUGCAGAUCCCCAACCCCGUCCAGCCAACCAAACACUC